CACACACAGCGCUGGACGGACUCGCACCAGAUACACACGAUACACACAAAAUGCUGCGUCCACGAGCCCUGUCAGGCUGCUGCAUGUGAACCAGAAGAAGAAGAAGAAGAAGAAAUAGAAGAAGAAGAAGAGGGUUGACGACUGUGCUUGUGCGCGUGUGUGUGCGGUGGACACGGUUUGUGAGUGCACCUUGAACCGCUUCGUCUCCUCCUCGCUGCUGGCAUCUCCGUCAGGAUGGCGUUAACGAUCUGCACGAGGUUUACCGAUGAAUAUCAGCUGUUCGAGGAGCUGGGGAAGGGGGCAUUCUCUAUCGUCAGGAGGUGCGUGAAGAUCUCCAAUGGACAGGAGUUUGCUGCCAAAAUCAUCAACACCAAGAAGCUUUCUGCCAGAGAUCAUCAAAAGCUGGAGAGGGAGGCGAGGAUUUGUCGCCUACUGAAGCACCAGAACAUCGUACGACUCCAUGACAGCAUAUCAGAAGAGGGUUUCCACUAUCUGGUGUUUGAUCUCGUCACAGGAGGAGAGCUGUUCGAGGAUAUCGUAGCCAGGGAGUACUACAGCGAGGCCGAUGCCAGCCACUGCAUACAGCAGAUCCUGGAGAGUGUCCAUCACUGCCAUGUUAAUGGGAUCGUCCACAGGGACCUGAAGCCUGAGAACCUUCUAUUGGCCAGUAAGCUGAAGGGGGCGGCGGUCAAGUUGGCUGACUUUGGGCUUGCUAUCGAGGUGCAGGGGGACCAGCAGGCAUGGUUCGGUUUUGCCGGCACCCCGGGCUACUUGUCUCCGGAGGUUCUGAGGAAAGACCCAUAUGGGAAAGCAGUGGACAUGUGGGCCUGUGGUGUGAUUUUGUACAUCCUGCUGGUGGGCUACCCUCCUUUCUGGGACGAGGAUCAGCACCGUCUCUACCAACAAAUUAAGGCCGGGGCCUAUGAUUUCCCAUCCCCAGAGUGGGACACUGUUACUCCUGAUGCCAAAGAUCUGAUCAACAAGAUGUUAACCAUCAAUCCCAGUAAACGCAUCACUUCUGCGGAGGCUCUCAAACACCCUUGGAUCUGCCAACGGUCCACCGUGGCCUCCAUGAUGCACAGGCAGGAGACUGUGGAGUGCCUGAAGAAAUUCAACGCCAGGAGGAAACUCAAGGGGGCCAUAUUGACCACUCUGCUGGUCACAAGAAACUUCUCAGCAGCCAAGAGUUUGCUCAACAAGAAAGCAGACGGCGUUAAGGUCAACAACAAAGCCAACACAGUGACCAGUCCUAAAGACCCUGCCCCUGCACUGGAACCGCAGACAACUGUCAUUCACAACCCUGUGGAUGGAAACAAGGAGUCCGUUGAGAGUGCCAACACCACCAUAGAGGAUGAAGAUGUAAAAGCUCGCAAACAGGAAAUUAUCAAAGUCACUGAGCAGCUGAUUGAGUCUAUCAACAACGGAGACUUUGAGGCCUACGCGAAGAUAUGUGAUCCUGGACUGACUUCCUUCGAACCCGAGGCCUUGGGCAACCUGGUGGAGGGACACGACUUCCAUCGCUUUUACUUUGAGAAUGCCCUGUCCAAAGGGAAUAAGCCCGUGCACACCAUCCUCUUGAACCCACACGUGCACCUUAUCGGGGAGAACGCAGCGUGUAUCGCCUACAUCCGCCUGACCCAGUACAUGGACGCCAGCGGCAUGCCCCGCACCAUGCAGUCUGAGGAGACCCGUGUGUGGCAUCGCCGCGACGGCAAGUGGCAGAACAUCCACUUCCACCGCUCUGGCUCCCCCAGCAUCCCAUCCCAGUAAGAGACAUUAAUGGAAAAUCAACAUUCGGCCCCAAAAAACAAAAUAAAAAAUAUCCCAUCAGCAAAUCAAGCCGGGCAGUGAGAACCAACCCAUGACUGCACUCUGACCUUUUGACCCUCCUAUAAGGAUAUACCAUCGCACAGGACACUAAGUAUUAAUACAUUUUACUGUUAUGGCAUUUUAUUAAUGGACAUCAUUCGAAACCACCAACCGGUGGCGGCACACUGUAUUUGGACAUUAUGAAACAAGCAUAUUUAAAACAUUUGUUUGUUUGUUUUUUAAGAUGUUUUGGUAUGCAUUUUAAAUAUGAAAUAGAGAUGUUUAAAAAUCUACUACUGUAACCUCUCCCAAAAAUUAGUUCUUGUAUUUUUACGUGUAUUUAUGUGUGUGCAAUACAACAACAAAAAAAUCAGUUGGAAGAUCAGAAUGUUAAAAUUGAGCUUGCUUUAGUUCUGGUGAUGUAUAUACAUUGUGAUUGUUGAUUAAAAACAAAAACAAAGAUUGAAAAUUGCUAUUCUUGCUAUCAGAGGAAUUAAGAGUUUAUGUAAAAUCCAGUUAAUGGGCUACAUUUAUGUUUGCUAUGAGCUAAGUCAUACUGUUUGAAUUGUCAGAUUUCAACCUAUAAUACUAAUUUAAAUGUAAAGAAAAGCAGAGCAGCUUCCACUUUGCAUUGAGGUAUGUUUGCCUUUAUAUCAGUGAAAUAAGAAAUAAGAGAAUGUAGCAUAUAUGUAAUAUAUGAAAAAUCCAAGACUAUUGUGUAGUGCAUGGGGGGGAUAUUGUGAGUAAGAGCAUAUGAUACUAUAAUAUCUUCUGUUCGAUCUGUGAAUCACUGACUUGUUUGUUUGCAUUUGUUAAUGUUGUGCAUUAGUUCUUGUCCCAAAUGUUUCUGAUGUCCUCCAAUAUCAUGGAACUGCUGUAGAAACACAGUGACAGUUGACAUCCAGCGUAAAUAUCCAAACCUCAUAUCUCAAGAGGAGGGAAAACCAAACUCCUGGUUGCAGAAGCAUCCCUUAUAUUUUGUAUAAAAAUGAGAAGAAAACGAGCCCAUUUUUCAUAAUGUCUGUGACCGUAUUGUAUGACUGUAUGUAGGGUUUCUGUUGUCAUUUUAUUCGCGUCAUUUUCCAGUGUGUUACUUUGCCAGUUGCACAGAGAAGGUGGGAGAUGAUGAAGACUGAGCGAAGGCACUCCAGUCUCUACCUUCAGUCAGUGGGAUGACAGCCUGACGGUUGGCUCAGCAGGUCUGCGAGCGUUGUCAUACUGGUAUGCUGGGAGGACGGUGAAGGAGAGGAGUCAGAUGAGACUGUUGGCAAGUCUUCCUCGACGAUCAGUGAUUGGACGAGCCAGUGGUCCCCUCGCCGCUGCAGGACAACGCCUUGUCUUUGUCAUCCUUACUGUUUGCUCUUUUCAAUUGGUUUGUCUCUUCUUUUUUUUUUUUUUCAAGGGGGAAAAUGUGAUAAAACAUUUCUUUUGACGAAAAGUAUGAUGUCAGUGCAAUGCACCACUCCUUAUAUGGUGUGUACCUGUUGCCAGCACGGCAAUGGUUGGCUUAACAUGUUUAUGAAAUAAAUAAAUCAGCUAAAAGGUG
Pleuronectes platessa (European plaice) is the source of this 3355-nucleotide messenger RNA. RefSeq names its product calcium/calmodulin-dependent protein kinase (CaM kinase) II delta 2 (gene camk2d2). Gene Ontology annotation, biological process: protein phosphorylation. The coding region runs from base 235 to 1770 and encodes 511 amino acids. Gene Ontology annotation, cellular component: cytoplasm; neuron projection. NCBI's taxonomy places the organism in Eukaryota, Metazoa, Chordata, Actinopteri, Pleuronectiformes, Pleuronectidae. The record is from RefSeq and is a predicted model, not a curated record. The transcript has 20 exons. Gene Ontology annotation, molecular function: calmodulin binding; ATP binding; calcium/calmodulin-dependent protein kinase activity.